AUGGAGAGGAAUGAUUAUGUUGGAAUAACCAUAGGCGAUGAUUUCUCGCAAAGGCAGUUACCCUCCAUGCCGGCAAUGGUAACAUCAUCCUCACCUUCACGUUCACACCACCAACAGCAUCAAUUAAAUACGCAGAAUCCUCAUCGUCAGGAUUUUCUCGAUGGGCAUAACAGAAGGCGUUCAAUCAACUACAUUCAAAGUUCAUCAGGACAUUAUCCUUCUGUUCCUUCACCUCAAAAUCAGAAUCCAUCGCAGCAUCAACGUUCUUUGUCCGCAAUCGCACAAGCAACCAACACGUAUCAGACCGCAUAUUCUAAUUCUCAACCACCUUCUCCUUCCAAUCAUUUUCCCAAUGUUCCCAAUUCCAACAAACCUUCGCAACCUUCUUCACUUACGACGCGCGACCGCUCUUUAAAACCCGAGUCUUGUGGAACCGCUUUUAGACGCAUCCGGUCAAAGUCGGAUCUGAGGCCCCCGCCCGCACCCCGCAGAACAGAUUCCGCCAAAGGAGCAAUCAGUCCGCUAAAAUCGUUGACCGUACAUCUUACGUCAACGUAUCACAAAAUUAAUCCCAAAUUUCGAUACGAACUUUCAUGUAAUCCUCGUCGUGUUUUGACGAAACCUUCAAAAGGUGUGAAAAACGAUGGAUACGAUAACGAGGACAACGAUUAUAUUCUUUACGUUAACGAUAUAUUAGGAAGUGAAGAGGGGCAAAAAUACCUCAUACUAGAUAUUCUGGGACAGGGCACCUUUGGUCAAGUUGUAAAAUGUCAGAAUCUAAAGACGAAAGAAACGGUGGCCGUUAAGGUUGUUAAGAACAAGCCCGCCUAUUUUAAUCAGAGCAUGAUGGAGGUGACGAUACUGGAACUGCUAAACAACACGUGGGACAGUCAAGAUCAACAUCACAUUUUAAGACUUUUAGACACAUUUAUUCAUCGUCGGCAUCUUUGCCUGGUGUUUGAGCUUUUGUCUGUUAACUUGUAUGAAUUGAUUAAACAAAAUCAAUUUCGCGGUCUUAGCACUAAUCUUGUUAGAGUUUUCACCGCUCAGUUGUUGGACGCACUGACAGUCCUGAACGAAGCACGCAUAAUCCAUUGUGAUUUGAAACCUGAAAAUGUAUUGUUGAAAAAGUGGAGUUCAGAAUAUAAUCAGGUUUCCAGAAUCGUAGAAAUGCUCGGAGUUCCUCCACCCUACAUGAUCGAAGUUGGCAAAACGGAUCACGAAUACUUUGACCGUUAUAUCAAUGAACAUGGUCAAAAAAAAUAUCGCCUGAAAACAAUGGAACAGUAUAUGAAGGAUAAUAAUUGUGUGGAACAGCCUUCCAAAAGGUAUUUCUCCGCCACCACGCUUCCGGAGAUUAUCAGGUCGUACCCGAUUAUGAGAAAAGGUGUGACUCAAAAAGAUGUCGAGAAAGAAAUGCAAAACCGAUUGGCUUUCAUCGACUUUGUGCAAGGAUUAUUGAAUCUCAACCCAAUCGAGCGGUGGUCGCCACAACAAGCGAAACUGCAUCCGUUUAUAACGGGCGAAAAGUUUACUGGAAAAUUUGUUCCUCCGAUGCAACUUAAAUCUCCCAGUAAAGUUAGCGCAUCGUCUGCUCAGGCUCUCAAUGCAUCACAACCAUCCUCCUCACAUCUUCCCUCAAUGACCUCGCCUUCACAAUAUAAAGCUAAAACAAACACUUCCCCAAAUACUCUGCACAAGAGUUCCGUAACAUCCCAUGAGGUACCUUCUGUGACUGUGGCACCUCAUGUCACUAGUACCAAGGGAUCCACUACCUCUCAAAGACAACAAGCGUCCGGUAAAUUGUCCACUUUGGCACCAAAAUCAAGUGUUGGCUCUUUAAGACCUCGAGCCAGUACGAUUGGGAAUAUUCAGGUCCCGCCGCAAAUUCAGAGAGCGGCGGCACUCGUAUCACCGGGUAAUGUCGUCGGUGGGUCGCCGGGAGAACAUUCUAGACUCCCUAGGGAGAAAGACUUCAGAAGACUACCGCAACCCUAUCCGCAUUUAAAUUUGUUGAAAGGACACGAUCAGACUCAUGAUGUUCCUCAAUUCUCGGUCGUGGUCGAGGGGGAAGAUAGACGUGCGCUCGGGCCAUCUUUAAACCUCAAUGCGCCCACGACUGAGGUGGUGGGCAUUCGAAUAGGAGAGGAUUGGAUCGAUGAAGAAGGGAGGCAUCAAAAAGAAAAAGGAUCACCUAAGGACGAGGGGCAACAGAAUGUGAUGUCUGAUGACAUAGGUUUGUCCACUAACGAAUCUAAUGAUCGUGGAGCCAUAAAUAAUAAUAAUGGUAACGAAAAAAGAUUAAAGGUGAUGCCUGGAAGCAUGCCCAACGGUGAUUCCACAAGUCCCGUCAUAUCCAGUGGAUUAGACGAUGACACGAUAGUAGAUCCUUUGGGAACCACCCUACACUUAACGCAGCAGUAUCAUAAAAAAUCGCAAACCGAGCAGCAAGGCGUGAUCGGUCAAAACAGUCAUAACAACAAUAACUCUUGGCAACCAUCGUCAACAUCCAAAUCGCAAAGAUCAAUUUUACCGCAACAUCACUACCAACAAUCCGGACUUCGACAUCCGUCACCAUUGUCGGCGGUUUCUGUCAAUGUGGCGUCCCCCUUAGUGAACCAAACACCAACCCGUGUUCCAAAUUACCACCCCUCAUCAUCAUACUCAUCCUCAUUCCGAACGCCAAACACAUCCCCCUAUACUAGCCAGACCCAUCAGCAUGUCUUACCGCCACCUGUAACUCAACAAAAUAUUCAACAGGCAUCAUCAGCAACUACAUCUGGCUCUUAUUAUCAAAACCUUGUACCACCAAACUAUGAGCAAUACCAUCACAACAUGCGAACACAUAGACGGCCUUCUAAUCACCGAAUCUCGCCUUCCACUUCUCCAUAUCCAUCGAGUUCGCCGUCUAAUUAUGAUCUUCCACCUUCACCAACUCCUAACCAUCAUUUACCACCACAAUCAUCUUACUAUCGGCAACAGUCCGUUACGAACAAUCACCGUUCUUCCCCUUCAAAGACGGGCCCACAUGAAAUGUUGCAACAACAAUCCACCCUUCCGUCCAUUACAAAUUCGACAGUAAAUAGUGAUUCGCUUCCUUCUCACCUUAACAAUAAUCAUGAUGCUAAAUAUAACAAUCAGAGAGAAAUAAAUACCAUGCCUUAUCAGAUGGCAUGA
This is a messenger RNA of Acaulospora colombiana, 3177 nucleotides long. NCBI's taxonomy places the organism in Eukaryota, Fungi, Glomeromycota, Glomeromycetes, Diversisporales, Acaulosporaceae. The record is from the annotation of a GenBank genome assembly.